GGGCGGAGUAGCGGGGUGCCGGAGCCGGCAAGCGCUGGACCGCCGGCUUUAUGUUUCCUGUAGCAGGUGGUAUCGGCCCACCAGGAGGUAUGAUUCCUAUUCAACAGCCAGGAUUUCCGAUGGUAUCUGUCAUGCAAUCUAAUAUGCCAGGCAUGAUGGGAAUGAAUUACGGCUCUCAGAUGUCUCCUGGACCGAUGAACAUGCAGGGUGGCAUGCCCCUUGGGGCUAUGCAAGCAACUGGAAUGUCUUUUAUGGGACAGGCUUCUUUCUUAGGAAUGCGCCCAGCAGCUCCACAAUACACCCCCGACAUGCAGAAACAAUUUGCAGAAGAGCAACAAAAAAGGUUUGAACACCAGCAAAAAUUCUUAGAAGAAGAGAGAAAACGACGCCAAUUUGAAGAGCAGAAACAAAAGCUGAAACUCUUGAGCAGUGUGAAACCAAAGACAGGUGAGAAGAGCAGAGAUGAUGCUUUGGAAGCUAUUAAGGGAAACUUAGAUGGGUUUUCAAGAGAUGCUAAAAUGCAUCCCACUCCAGCAUCACAUCCAAAAAAACCAGAUCACCCUAUGCCAUCACAUUCUACUGUAUCUGUCUCCCAACCCUCUGCUUUUCUUGAUGAUGAAGAAUUUAGUGAAUUUAUACAAGGGUCUGUUGAAACCCCACCAUUGGUGCCUCAGUCCUCUUUUCAGUCUUACCAUCCUACCACCCAGGCUCGGCAACUGCUUUCAGAAAAGGCUCUAGUCAAACCUCUGCCUUCAGUCCAGAUUCCAGUAUCUUCUAUCCUGCAUGAUACCAUUGGGCAGGUUCCUUAUUUCUCUACCUCUACAUCUUCGCACAAAACCCAUAAAACAGGCCAUUCCUUGGAGGACUCGCUCUUAAUUUAUGAUUUAAGUGCAUCUGGACAGGAGCAAACCAAACUUAAAACAUCUGAAAUUGAGCAUAAAGCCUCAGCUGCAAGCCAAGUUCAUCCCAGUGUAACCGUGAAUAACGGGAAUGCUGUAGGUGGACUUGUAAGUGGUACCACCGCUGCAGAGGUGUACAAGGCUUCACAACAAAACAUAGCAGUUGAAGAGUGUGGUGUUGGAGUAUUCCCUUCCCAAGAUCCAAUCCAGCAAAUGAUGCCACCUUGGAUUUACAAUGAAAACUUGGCUCCAGAUUUGUAUAAGAAAAUUUUAGAAACCACUAUGACUCCUACUGGAAUAAAUACUGCUAAACUCUAUCCCAUUCUGAUGUCAUCUGGACUUCCCAGGGAGACCCUUGGACAAAUAUGGGCCUUGACCAAUCGUACCACACCUGGAAAACUUACUAAAGAAGAGCUUUAUACUGUCCUGGCUAUGAUAGCAGUAACUCAGAGAGGAGUACCUGCAGUGAGUCCUGAUGUUUUAAACCAAUUUCCAACUGCUCCUGUCCCUACUUUAAGUGGAUAUCCAAUUUCAUUGCCUGCCACAGUGAAUCAACAGCCUAUGAGGCCCUCUGGACCACCAGUCUCCAUGCCUCUUAAUAUUGGACAGGCAGUCAUAGGAGUGAACAUAACUCCACCAGUGGGUGGAGCUGCAGCACAGGUUUCUAGUGGUUUCAUGCCAUCUUACCCCACAAACCAGGUAGUUAAACCAGAAGAUGAUGACUUCCAGGAUUUUCAGGAUGCUUCAAAGUCUGGCUCACUCGACGAAUCUUUCUCUGAUUUCCAAGGGGAGGGACCUGGAUCCUCCAAAGCAACCAGUUCUCAGCACUGGAGCAGUGUUCCUUCUUUGCUGAUUCCACUCCCUGGCACUAAAACACCUUCCUCAACGGAUAAAUAUGCUGUGUUUAAAGGAAUUGCAGUUGAAAAGCCUUCUGAAAGUGCAGCUAUGUUUGCAGAUUAUGGAGACAAAUACAGUGCUUUCCGAGAGUUAGAACAACCAUCAGAGAGUAAAUACUUAGGAGAUAGCUUCGCAGAAUUCAAAUCUGCAGGAACCGAUGAUGAUUUCACAGAUUUUAAAACCGCUGACAGCAUCUCGCCACUAGACCCACCUACAAAAGAGAGAACUUUCCCUGCAUCCUUCCCCUCUCUACCUGCACAGCUAAAACAACAAACACAAGCAAAAACCUCUCUGAAUCUGGCAGACCUAGAUCUCUUUUCCUCCACUGGAGAGAACAAACAACUUUCAUUUCCAGCUGCAUUUAGUUCAUCAAAAUCAACCUCUUUCCCUGCAGCACCACCUCCAACAUCUGCUGCUGCCCCUCCACCAGCACCCAGUAAAAGCUCGAGCUUGGCUGAUGACUUUGGAGAAUUCAAUCUUUUGGGGGGAUUGUCUAAUUGUGUAUCAGUUGGGGGACAAGAUGACUUUGCAGAUUUUAUGGCUUUCAAUAAUAGCAGUGGCUUUUCUGAACAAAAAAUGGAUGACAAAUACAAAGCUGUUAAGCAAGAGGCUAAUCCUGUUCCUCCAGCUGGCUCCUCUCUCAGUGCAAUGAAAAGUGGGCAGAAUUCUGGCGCUGCUGCUCCCACCAAAUAUGAUAUCUUUAAACAGCUUUCUCUGGAGGGCUCUGGAACAGGUGUUGAGGAACUGAAAGACAGCACCCCUUCAGUGAAAAGUGAUGAUGACUUUUCCGACUUCCACUCUAACAAGUUUUCUUCCGUGUGUAGUAACAUGGAUAAAUCCCUGGUAGACAAAGUGGCAGCUUUCAAGCAUGCCAAGGAAGACUCUGCUUCUGUCAAGUCUCUGGAUCUCCCCUCCAUCGGGGGCAGCAGUGUCGGCAAGGAGGAUUCUGAAGAUGCGCUCUCUGUUCAGUUUGACAUGAAACUGGCCGAUGUGGGAGGAGAUCUUAAGCAUGUCAUGUCUGAUAGCUCUUUGGAUUUGCCAACAGUUAGUGGCCAGCAUCCGCCAGCAGCAGAUAUAGAUGACUUAAAAUGUGCUCCCUUUGGAAACUAUAACAGUGGCUCCGCAGUAAGCAGCCUUGCAAGCUAUGACUGGUCUGACACAGAAGACAUUCAUCAGAGCAGGAAGCUCUCUUCCUUUGUCCUUUCUUCAGGAAGUGGAGUCUCUUCAGCUACUUCAGUUCUUCAGAAGAAGGAGACUUUGUUUGGCAGUUCAGAAAACAUUACCAUGACAACAGUUUCCAAAGUGACAACCUUUUCUACUGAUGAUGUUCUACAGGAUGUCAAAUUUGCAGCCUUCGCAAACUUUAAAGAUCCUGGUCCCAGGUCCAGCUGUCAAAGUGAUGAUGAGAUUGAAGGCUUCGGAGAGUUCUCAAGACCUUUGUCAGAAGCGAAGGAGUCAGCAACAGUUGACGCAAGCCCAGAGGUUGACUUAGCUACCGAUGGUAUCUUACCUGAAAUGGCAAAAGAAUGCAUGGAUGACUUCGGAGAAUUCCAAAGCGAAAAGCCAAAAAUCAGCAAAUUUGACUUCUUGGUGGCAACUUCUCAAGGCAAGAUAAAAUCUAGUGAAGAAAUGAUCAAGAGUGAGCUUGCUACCUUUGACCUCUCUGUUCAAGGGUCUCACAAAAGGAGCUUCAGUCUGGGUGACAGAGAAAUAAGCCGUUCCUCUCCUUCACCAGCUUUGGAGCAACCAUUUAGAGAUCGCUCAAAUACUUUGAGUGAGAAGCCUGCUUUGCCUGUCAUCAGAGACAAAUAUAAAGAUCUAACUGGGGAGGUAGAGGAAAGCGAGAGGUAUGCAUAUGAGUGGCAGAGAUGUUUGGAAAGUGCCCUACAAGUCAUUAAGAAGGCAAAUGAUACCCUAAAUGGAAUCAGUAGUUCAUCUGUUUGCACUGAAGUAAUCCAGUCAGCACAAGGCAUGGAAUAUUUAUUAGGGGUUGUUGAGGUCUACAGAGUAACAAAACGAGUUGAACUGGGUAUCAAGGCCACCGCAGUGUGUAGUGAGAAACUCCAACAGUUGCUAAAGGACAUCGAUAAAGUAUGGAACAACCUAAUAAGCUUCAUGUCACUUGCAGCUUUAACGCCAGAUGAAAACUCAUUGGAUUUCUCUUCUUGUAUGCUGCGUCCAGGGAUUAAAAAUGCCCAAGACCUCGCCUGUGGGGUGUGCCUCUUGAAUGUGGAUUCUAGAAGUAAAAAAGAAGAGAAACCUGUGGAAGAGCAUCCUAGCAAAGCUUUUAAUUCAGAAACAGAUCAUUUCAAACUGGCUUAUGGAGGGCACCAGUACCAUGCAAGCUGUGCAAACUUCUGGAUCAACUGUGUGGAGCCGAAACCUCCAGGCCUCAUUUUGCCAGACCUGCUUUGAAAGGACUUAUGCUGAAGGAGAGAUCACGUCAGUCAAUGACAAGACCUGGUCUUGAUGGUGGUGAUGUAGGGGAAUAAACACUGAAGGCUUUUUUGGGCAGUGGUUAGAGUAGUGAAAUGUUCAUUUCUGCAUUUCUUCUGUACUGCAAUAGGUCAAAACCACUCUCUCAUACGAGUUCCCAUGAAGAAUUUCACUGGAAGGUUCAAGCCAUCAUUGGGGUUUUCAGAAAUCAUCAGAGAAUUUUGCACUGUGGCAUUUCAAUCUCUCUCUCAAGCUGAAAUUGGUGAGCACUUUUUGAGACGUAGCAACUCAUUGCGGUAAUCAAGGUAAAUUGACGCAUGAGGUGGAAUAGGUCUUACCAUUUCAAGAAAGAGAUGAAAUACUAGGCUGUGUGCAUUUAAACUGAAACAGCCCCUUAACCAAAUGCGUGAAAUGUGUAUUUGCUAACUGUUCUUUCCUCUAAUUUUAAUUUAUGAAACCAGAGUGGUGUUUUUUCUUAGAUAUUUGCUCCUACAGUAUUACAAUGCACAAGAAGUGACAGUAAUGUUCAAGGAGAAGUAAGUUAUUGACCUAGAAGGAAUUGGAUUGUUAGGUUGCAAUGAGCCAUUGUUUAUUUAUAGAAUUAUUGUUCUGUAUUACAGAAUACAUUUUAUUCAUACAUUUAGUGGUUUAGUAUUGGGAGAAGAAACUGGGAUAAAAAUCAUUGUAUCUAAAUUUUUCGUACCAUAUCUAGGCUUCAGUACAGGCAGCUGGAUUUUAAAACUUGCAAUCUCUUCUACUUUGAUGUAAAUACUAGACCAAUCUUUUUCCCCUUUACUGGACUUGUCCCACAACUGCAGACUUAAGGGAAUGUACUUUCAAAAUGAUGUAUUAUGCAUUUAACCCUCGGCGCUUUAUUUUGUAAUCAUAUAAGUAAGUUGCUGCACAUCAUGUUGAAAAUCAUACCCCACUAAUAUCAAAUGCCCACUCCUGUAUAUUUCACUACACAUUUAUGGUGUAUAAAAAUGCUUUUCUUGAUGGGACUCCUGUGCAUAUCUCAUGCAAUUUAAUGUUGUCCAUCAAGGCUCGCUUUUUCCCAGACUCCCAGAACUGAUGGCACUGGUUGCCUUUGAGUUCAUAGUUCAGACAGAUAUUAGCUUUUUCACACUGGAAUUCGAGAUUUCCCAGCAGACUGCACAAAUGCGAAAUACAUGGGUGCUUUUGGCCGGUGCUGCUGUCUGGAUAGUAAGAGAUUGAUGUAUCCGGCUGUCACAUGAUGUUACUCACAAAUCUAGAUGUAUAAGAUUCUUUCUUUAGAUACAACAUCCAGAUGACUGUGCAGAAUACAAAAAUAGAAUAUUUUUACUGUGAAGACAACUUCCCAGUUCAGAAAGAACAUAACAGUGCUUGAACUUCUGAAUUACUCAUUGCUUUACAGAAUUUUUAACCCAAUGGAAAUGUGCUUUUG
This is a messenger RNA of Chelonoidis abingdonii (Abingdon island giant tortoise), 5658 nucleotides long. The record is from RefSeq and is a predicted model, not a curated record. Lineage: Eukaryota; Metazoa; Chordata; Testudines; Testudinidae.